Messenger RNA from Phalaenopsis equestris, 2964 nucleotides. Its product is annotated as probable LRR receptor-like serine/threonine-protein kinase At1g67720. The record is from RefSeq and is a predicted model, not a curated record. The transcript has 15 exons. The coding region runs from base 46 to 2820 and encodes 924 amino acids. Gene Ontology annotation, molecular function: protein kinase activity; protein binding; ATP binding. Gene Ontology annotation, biological process: protein phosphorylation. Lineage: Eukaryota; Viridiplantae; Streptophyta; Magnoliopsida; Asparagales; Orchidaceae.
UUCAGCUUCCGGUGAGAGUUCUUGCAGCCUCUGCUCUCGUUAGAGAUGGACAUGACCUGUAUAUUUUUGCUUGUCUUCCUGCUUCUCUUUCUCUGUUCUGGUUCGAAAGCUCAGAUGCCCGGUUUUUUGAGUUUGGAUUGUGGAGGAACAGAGAAUCACACAGAUUCUCUAGGUCUCUUAUGGACUCCUGAUGAUCAAAAUACCUUUGGUGGAACUUCUUUCAUAUCUACUCCCAAUGAGGCUCGGAAGCAAUACACGACAGUGCGAUACUUCCCUGCAGAUGAUAAUAAAUACUGUUUUACAUUACAGGUUGAGAAUAGAACUCGUUACCUCGUUAGAGCUACCUUUUUGUAUGGAAAUUUUGGUACAAGUGAUGCCUAUCCUAAAUUCGAUCUUUCUCUUGAAGCUUCAUAUUGGUCAACAAUUGUUAUAUCUGAUGAAAAUACCAUUGAAAUUGAGGAGUUAAUUUUUCUGGCUACAUUGCCUACAGUGAGUGUUUGUUUAUCCAAUGCUACAACUGGGCAACCAUUUAUUUCAACACUUGAGCUUCGGCAGUUCAACGGGUCACUGUAUUUCACAAUAUUUGAAACUCAGUAUUUUCUAAGUCUUUCUGCAAGAAUAAAUUUUGGUGCUGAGAGCAAUGAUUCAGUCAGGUAUCCUGAUGAUCCAUUUGAUCGGAUAUGGGAACCUGAUUCUGUAAGGAGGGCAAACUACCUUGUUGAUGUAGCUCCUGGAACUGAAAAGGUGUCUACUACAAAACCUGUAGAUGUUAGCUAUGGCGAAAGGCCACCUGAGAAAGUGAUGCAGACAGCUGUGGUGGGACGGAAUGGAUCUUUGGGUUAUCGCCUAGACUUGGAAGGUUUUCCAGGUUUUGGUUGGGCUUUUUCAUACUUCGCUGAAAUUGAAGAUUUUCGUGCUGAUGAAACACGGAAAUUUAAACUCUUUAUUCCGGGCAUGCCAGCCAUAAGUAAACCCACUGUUGAUGUUGAAGAAAAUGCUCAAGGAAAGUUUAGAUUGUAUGAGCCAGGUUACGACAAUUUAUCUCUUCCAUUUAUCUUCUCAUUUGAGUUUAAAAAGACAAAUGAUUCAUCUUUGGGACCAAUUUUGAAUGCUGUAGAGAUAUACAAGUAUAUGCAGAUAAACUAUGGCUCUAAAGAUGCAUCUAUCAUGGCGAGUCUUGUUUCCCAAUACAUGCAAGCAAAUUGGGCACAUGAAGGUGGUGAUCCAUGUCUUCCAGCUUCCUGGUCCUGGGUGGAGUGUAAUUCAGAUCCACAGCCAAAAGUUGUUUCAAUUAACUUAUCUGGAAAGAAUUUGACAGGGAACAUCCCUUUGGAACUUACAAAAUUGACAGGAUUAAUCGAUCUGCAACUAGAUGGUAAUUUUCUUACCGGUUCAAUUCCCGACUUUGGUGAAUGUAUCGAUCUAGAAUCCAUUCAUCUAGAGAACAAUCAGUUAACUGGGGCCUUACCUUCAACUUUUGCAGACUUGCCAAACCUAAAAGAGCUAGAUGUAAGGAAUAACAAGCUCUCUGGAGUGAUACCACAGGGACUCAUUGGGAAACAUAUCUCCUUCAACUAUGAGGGAAAUCCAAAUCUUACCAGUCGAAAGAAUGGCCUUAAUCACACUAUAGUCAUCAUCAUUAGUGUGGUACUUGGAGUAUUAGUCGCUUUAGCUGCCCUCAUAACUUAUUUCUCAUUCGCACAUAAAAGAAAUAACAGCCAUCAGAAAGGAAAUGUUGCGACGAUCCAACAAACUAAGAAAUUGAGCACUUACUUCAGCGAAGUUGCGACAGAAUCAGCACAUAGGUAUGAUCUUUCUGAAAUCGAAGAUGCCACUGCGAAUUUUCAGAAGAAAAUCGGUUCCGGUGGUUUUGGCGUAGUGUAUUAUGGAAAGCUGAAGGAUGGGAAAGAAAUUGCAGUCAAAGUCCUUACAAAUGAAUCCUACCAGGGUAUCCGAGAGUUCUUAAAUGAGGUAACACUGCUUUCAAGAAUACAUCACAGAAACUUGGUUACAUUUCUUGGAUACAGCCAACAAGAUGGAAAAAAUAUACUUGUCUAUGAAUUUAUGCACAAUGGAACUUUGAAAGAGCACCUUCGUGGACCUGCAUCUCUGGAACGAACUGUUAAUUGGAUCAACCGCCUCCAGAUUGCUGAGGAUGCUGCAAGAGGGAUAGAGUAUCUUCACGCAGGGUGCUCUCCAACCAUAAUUCAUAGGGAUCUAAAAAGCAGUAACAUUCUUCUUGACAAGAACAUGAAUGCUAAGGUUGCCGAUUUUGGUCUCUCAAAACCUGCUGUUGAUGGAUCCCAUGUUUCGAGUAUUGUUCGAGGAACUGUUGGAUAUUUAGACCCAGAAUACUACACCUCACAGCAGUUGACGGAAAAGAGCGACAUUUACAGCUUUGGAAUUAUACUUCUUGAGCUCAUUUCAGGUCAAGAACCGAUAUCAAAUGAAAGAUUCGGAGCCAAUUUCCGUAACAUUAUUGCAUGGGCCACAUCGUACAUUGAGGGCGGAAACAUUCAGGCCAUCGCCGAUCCCUUCCUCGAAGACAACUUCGAGCUACAGUCGAUGUGGAAGAUUGCCGAGAUUGCGAUCUUAUGCGUCAAACCACAUGGAAAUCAGAGACCAUCGAUUUCAUCGGUCCUUAAGGAGAUUCAAGAGGCCAUUGCCAUCGAGCAAGGUUCAGGGGCGACUAAUGGCUGUAUGUUGACCGGAAACUCUCCGGGCUCUUCCUUGAAUUUGGACUCAGUGGCUCUUACUGGUUCUGAGAGACAUAGAGAUGCUUCUUUUCUCAGAGUUAUUUCACAACCAGGUCUCAGGUGAUGUUUUAAGAUUAUAUGAACUAUGUUAAUAGGAAUUGUUCAUCACCUUUGAUAUGAAUUCAUGUGUUCAUCUAGUAAUUGUGCGCAUUUUGUUACAGCAAUGUCAUGGCUUUCUGUGAAAAUGUUGACUUAUUGUUUGGGAGCC